Molecule: messenger RNA, 492 nt
Organism: Microthlaspi erraticum
Lineage: Eukaryota; Viridiplantae; Streptophyta; Magnoliopsida; Brassicales; Brassicaceae
Source: the annotation of a GenBank genome assembly
AUGCACACCAGAUCCAAAGGACGAGACAACCUCCUAAGUACAAGCGAUCUUGACAAAGCAGAGCAAAACAAACGGUCACGCAGAGUUACUUCGCGAACCAGAAGACAAGAGGUUCCGGACAUGGCAGCCCAACCCCAACAGGAAGGAUUCCCACCCGGACCGGAACAACAAGGUGGUCAGCGAAACAAUCCACCUCUGCGACCUCACCGUCAAAUAGGUGCCGGCGAUGCACCUAACACUCACGAAAACCGUCAAGGCAUAGCCCCGCCGAAUGUGCACAACAACUUCGAAAUCAAACCGCACAUUCUGCAUCAAGUCCAACAAAAGAUCUAUCACGGUCUACCUGAGGAAGACCCGUUGGACCAUCUUGACGAGUUUGACAGAGCAUGUGAUUUGAUCACACAGAAUGGGGUAAGCGAAGACGCAACCAAACUUCGUUUAUUCCCAUUCUCACUUGAUGGCAAAGCUCGCCAAUGGUUAGCCUUUGAGUAA